AGUUAAACAAACCAGCACCGGUAAAGCACACACAAACGCAGAUAGGAAGAGAGGAGGAACAACUGAACGGGACCUGAAAUCACUAAAGGAGAUCAGAUUUUUCAGAUUUGCCGUGAACGUGAAGACCUCUGACCCCACUCCAAACCCCGACCGUCAGAACUACACAAGUCCUUCCCCUGAGGUUCCCCAAACCCCUCCGCAGCGAUGGAGACUCUGCUGGAAGUGGCCGACUACUGCCACCCGCGCCCCUGCUCCCCCGAGGGCGAAACCGUGUGCGCCGCCCUCACCCGCUACGACACCCUGAGAGACGCCAUCCGGGAGAUCCACGUGGACGUCAGCGCCUUCAAGAUCGGCAUGGAGCGGCGCUUUGAGGAGACGUCCCAGCUCAGCACGCCCCUCAGCAAGGCCGUGUCCCAGCUCCAGGAAGAGAACCAGCAACUCAAGAACCAGCUGGAGGUCUUGACGCGGCAGGUGGAGCUGCUCAUGAGCAAGACGCACGAGCAGAACCUGGAUCUGAAACUGAACCGAAUCAACAAUCACAGCCCGAAGCUCAACGGUAUACAUGAGGAGAACCAUGAAGAAGUUAAAGAGAUAUUUUACGGGAAAGGUCAAGCUCAUAUUCAGGCGUCAGACAGCACCCACAAGUCGUCCUCUCCCGUCUCGACGAGCCCGCCCGUGGGGUCCAGGGUGUCCUCCAUGGUCACCACUGGUCUUCUGUCCAGCGGCAGUCCGUCCACCACGAGAUUCUCCAGCCGGGCCACCUUCGCACUGUCCAGCAGAAAUAGUAUUGAGCGAGAAGAGCCCAUUGAAGUGGACCCAGCCCCGACCAGCGGCACCCUGGAGAAUGGACACGCUCACACAACAGAUCACUCAGUGGCAGUGAACGGAAAGCUGUCUCCUUCUUCUGACCUGCCCCCGCACACAGCGCCCCCUGCAGUCCGGGUGCCCCACAUGCCGAUCACAGCCACCACGAAGACAGCAGAGAUGAGAGCUCAGGGAUCUCCCAUCAGCCCCAGCGGCGCUCGGUCUCCUGCGUCAGACAGCCCCCCUCUGAGCCAGUCCCCGAACAGCAACCACCAGUCACCUGCAAGAGUUGAGUCUCCAGCCCCCACAGUGAAAACAUGGACCCCAGCUCCAGUCCGGACUCUGGGAUCUCCUCGGCUUCAGGAAAAGACCAAUUCCGCUCCUCCAAAGUGUGUCACAUACUCUGGACUUCCACAACAGGACAGAGACAGCGAUGCAGUGAAUGAGCGGGCAGUAGGAGAGAGGAGGAGGGAGCUGGUCCGGUCUCAGACUCUGCCCAGAAACAUCGGCGCCCAGGCUCGGCGCUCCAUCUUUGAGAAACUGGAGUCAGAGGCGAAUAACAACAGGGGUCCUAAAGCCAUGGAUUCAAAGCCCAAACUGAAGCGUUCUCAGAGUUUUGGAGUGUCCAGUGCCAGCAGCAUUAAACAGAUCCUGCUCGAAUGGUGCCGCUCCAAGACCAUCGGAUACCAGAACAUUGACAUCCAGAACUUCUCGUCCAGCUGGAGUGAUGGGAUGGCCUUCUGCGCUCUGGUCCACUCCUUCUUCCCCACAGAGUUUGACUACACAGCCCUGUCUCCUGCCAACAGAAAAUACAACUUUGAACUGGCCUUUGGGACUGCAGAAGCCAAAGCUGGUUGUGACCGUCUGAUCGAAGUGGACGACAUGAUGAUAAUGGGCCGUAAACCUGACCCCAUGUGUGUGUUCACCUACGUCCAGUCUCUGUACAACCACCUGCGCAAGUUCGAGUGACCCUCCUCCACCCAAAAAACACACGAUCACAGCCGCAGAAGGAGGUCGAGAACAGUGUGGGCGCUCCAUGAAAAACAAUACUGCCUCCUAGUGGUGACUUUGUACACUUACAGGCACUGACAAUUUUUGUACUGUUGAAAUAAGAGCGGGGGAUAUGGCAAAAAAUAACAUGACGACCUUCUUGGAUACAGAUUACAAUUUCUAUUUUUAUUCCUAUCAUGUACACUUUUUUGUAUUUUCUAUUGCAUUUAAAGCUGCACUGUGUAACUUUUCUAGUGAUGUCGUGUUCAUGGAGAAAUCACCUGGGAUGUUCCAUAGUAGUUACGCUUAUUUAUCUCUACGGAGACAACAGUUACAUGUCAGAUCUGUGGAGAGACGAGCCUACUCACAGUAAGAACGCAAGAUUUUAGGUUAAUAAAAACACAUGCUAUUGAGUAAAUGCAAAGUGGAUAUGUUUAAAAUCCUAUCAGGACAUUCCAGAUAAAGCAACAACAUCUCCAUGGAGACAGGAUCUACAAGAAAAGUUACACAUUGCACCUUAAUUAUAUCCAGCAGUCUCACACUCAGAGCUUUAAAGAGACUGGAUCACAACAACAGAUCGUCAGAAAGAGAUUCAAUUUGUAUCACCAUAUCGCCCGGCCCUAUGUUGAGGUAGGCAAAUAUAAAUAUAAGUAUACUGUAUAUGCUGUGUCUGCUACAUUGACUUUGUACUAUAGCCAUGCAAAUUUGUUAACAAGUUGCUGAAGUCAAUAAAAAGGGGUUGUGGCAAUUUGUACAUCUGCCUAUACAUUGUCAAUGGUGGCUUUAUUUUUUAUUUAAAGGGCUAUUUUCCGAUCUAUGUUAUAAUGUUAUUAAUGUUUCCUCAUCAAAAAUGUACCUGGAGUUGUGUUUUGUUUUUGUUUUUCAUUUAACACUCAAAUGCUGCAGAUUUAGGCUGAGUUCUUCUCUCAAACUGAAAUCAACAUUUGGAUAUUUUAAGUAACUACCACUUCAUGACUUCGCAAGGUGGAACAGAGCAUUUUGAGCUUUGGAGGUGUAAACAAGAGACUAAUAAUAAAGGGUUAGUCAAACAUGUGUGAAUGAAACAAAACACAACUCCAGGUCUGUUUUUGAGGAGGUAACAACGACUUAAAGCUCGGAAGAGUCAAUUUUGCGUAAUAUAGGACUUUUAACCUUUAUUGAGAUAAGACCGGAACUCCAUUAUUAAAUAUUAUUCUUUUUUUUGUGUGCGUGUGUGUGUGUGUUAUUGAGUGUUCAAGGCCUAUAAAGAUUGAUGUAUUAUUAUUGACUGAGGGUGUGUGUUAUUUGUGUGUGUGUGAGGCUUAUACCGUGUAUGAGUCUACUUUGAGUAAAUCUAUGGUCACUUUUGAUUUUAUUAUUGUUUCACUGGUAGACUAUGUGUGUGUACUAUAACAUGCCGAUGUAAAAAUAUACAGUAUGGUGUGAUGUUAAGCUUUUAAAUAAAUAAAUAAAAUGACGUUUAAACACA
Molecule: messenger RNA, 3262 nt
Organism: Boleophthalmus pectinirostris (great blue-spotted mudskipper)
Lineage: Eukaryota; Metazoa; Chordata; Actinopteri; Gobiiformes; Gobiidae
Gene: smtnl2
Product: smoothelin, like
Biological process (GO): actin cytoskeleton organization
Cellular component (GO): filamentous actin; microtubule organizing center
Molecular function (GO): protein binding
Source: RefSeq, a predicted model, not a curated record